CCGGAGUUUCCCUGCGCUGGGCGGCGUGAGGAGGCAGAGCCUGGCGGCUCGGUGGCCCCAGGCCGCGGGGCUGGGGCUGGGGGUGGCCCUGUGUGCUGUCCCCGUGGCAGAGCAGCAGAACUCCAUGUCCCUCAGUAACGAUGCCUUGAUCAAGAGAGCAGUGUCCCUGGUGACAGACAGCACUGCCACACUCCUGUCCCAGACCACCUAUGCCCUGAUUGAGGCUCUGACAGAGUACACAAAGGCAGUUUAUACCCUGGUGUCUCUCUACAAGCAAUACUCAAACCUUCUUGGGAAAAUGAACUCGGAAGAGGUGGAUGCAAUCUGGCAGGUGGUCAUAGGAGCCAGAGUUGAUGUAAGCCCUUUAACUCUGUGGUUUAUUUUGCAGGAAUACCUGAGGCUGGAAUCCAGCUGGAUGACAGCACUGAGGCUGUCAGAGAUGGCAGCAGAGGCUGCGUAUCAGUCAGGUGCAGACCAGGCCUCGGUCACAGCUCGCAGCCACAUCCAGCUGGUGAAGUCCCAGGUGCAGGAGGUGAGACAGCUGUCCCAGAAAGCAGAGACCAAACUCGCUGAAGCUCAGACAGAGGAGCUGAUAAAGGCUCAAGGAGAGGAUUCGUUGCCUCAGGGUGUUCUGGGCAGUGUGGACUCGGGGGAUGACCCUUACCUUCGGGAGGACUGA
This is a messenger RNA of Acanthisitta chloris (rifleman), 679 nucleotides long. It is a transcript of the gene DIABLO, whose product is annotated as diablo, IAP-binding mitochondrial protein. The record is from RefSeq and is a predicted model, not a curated record. The transcript has 5 exons. The annotation marks the transcript as partial. Gene Ontology annotation, biological process: intrinsic apoptotic signaling pathway in response to oxidative stress; neuron apoptotic process. Gene Ontology annotation, cellular component: mitochondrion. Lineage: Eukaryota; Metazoa; Chordata; Aves; Passeriformes; Acanthisittidae.